Molecule: messenger RNA, 972 nt
Organism: Beauveria bassiana ARSEF 2860
Lineage: Eukaryota; Fungi; Ascomycota; Sordariomycetes; Hypocreales; Cordycipitaceae
Product: arylesterase/monooxygenase
Exons: 1
Coding region: 1-972 (323 amino acids)
Molecular function (GO): hydrolase activity
Source: RefSeq, a predicted model, not a curated record
AUGGGACUUUCUCUCGACAAAGAAUUCGCUGAAAUGAUUGCGCCGGCUUGGCACAUCUUGAACAAGCCAAAGCCCAAAAUCCACGACGUACAAGGCCGAAGGCUUGCCAUGGCCUCUUUAACCGAAGCCGGCACGCCUGACCUUAUACCUGAAGGUACUGCGCAGGAGAUUCUGUCCGUGCCAGCCGAGGACGGCUUCGGUAUCCCACUAUGGCGUGUAUCCCGGAAACCCGGCACGGAGCCCAUGCACACCAAGCCUGGCCCUGCUGUGCUGUAUAUGCAUGGCGGUGGCUUCGUCGCACUCGGCGUGGAGACGUUUACGAGGAAGCUGCACGCGCUGGUCCUCGCAUCGGGUGUCACCAUCUACGCCGUGAAUUAUCGGCUCGCCCCGGAGCAUCCGUACCCGACCCCGCUGGAAGACUGCUGGACGUCUUUACAGUACAUUCGCGACCACGCUGCGACGCUGGGCGUGGACGUGGCUCGCAUCGCAGUCAUGGGCGACAGCGCCGGGGGCAACCUCGCCGCCGGCGUCACGCUGCUGGGGCGGCAUCGCGGCAUCACGCCCCCGAUUGCGAGCCAGUUUCUCAUUUACCCCAUGCUGGACGACAGAAACAAGGAGAAAAUGGAAGCUGGGGUGGUGACGCUCUGGGACCAAGAUGAUAACGCGACGGGGUGGACGGCCUAUCUGGGAGCCAAGGCUGGCGGAGACGAGGUGCCCGUUUAUGCAGCUCCUGGCAGGCUGACGGAUGCUGCUGGACUGCCGCGGCUUACUCUAUAUGUUGGACAGCUCGACCUGUUUGUCAAGGAAAAUGUGCGCUAUGCGUUGCUGUUUCUGGAGGCGGGCAUUGAGACGGAGCUGCGUGUGCUUCCUGGGCUGCUGCACGGGUUCGACGAGCUCGCAAAGGAUCUUGCAGCUAGUAAAGAAUGCUUUGCUCUUCAAGUCAAGUUUAUGGAAAGGUUGUUGGAGAAUUGA